CUGCCAUGAACAAAACUUCUACCCAGACAUCUCACGGUCUCAAACUUACCGAGGUGACCAGAUGGGAGCUUUGCGAUUUUGUGUUUGAGCUGUACUGCGUGUUUCUCGGCCCGAUGUCAGACGUUUCACACUGCAUGCUGGGACCAUCACGCCGACCAACACACAGCGGUAAAACUCGGAAAACAACCUCGCAGAGCCAGGCAGACGAUUUUAAGGCAAACGUUUACCCAGGAGGGUCAUGCCACAGUGGCUAGAUGGUAACUACCUCGCCUGGUUCACAGGUGGUGGUGGGUUUGACAUUUGGAAUGUGCAUCUCUCUCCCCGGGUUCCCCCUCCACGUCCACCGAGCUGCUGGCUGCGCAGCGGCCACGCGGCCUGCGGGAGCUGCCCCACGAUCGGCCCCGACAGCUCCCGAACAGCGCCACGUGACAGCCACGCGGCAGCCACGCGGCACGGCCUCGAGAAGGCGACUCGACGACCACCACAGAGGCGCGUCUCCUCCGCCAGUCGCUCUGCCGCGUGCGGCGCUCGUCGGAGACGUCGGCUCCGCGCGCUCUCCGAGGGGCAUCAUCGCCUGAGAUCGUCAAUUUGCCGCGAGCGAUGGGUGACGAGGGAGCGAUGCAGGUCGCAGCUGAUGAUGGGCGAUCCGUGGCCCGUCACGCUAACCGCUGCGCCACCACUCCCCGAUCUGGAGCGACUCAGUCUGGAAUGUGACUGCCAAACCCAAACCUCGCGCCUACAACACCUGGCACGCCCCAAGGUGGCGGGGUCACCCAUCCAAGUCGUAACCAGGCUCAACAUCCGUCGAGCUUUCGAGAUCCGUCAAGAUCGGGCACGUCCAUCGUGAUGUUACUCGUCACGCGUGUGCCGAACAUAGUGGACAGCGCCACGCGCUGCGGAGAUUCUCGCCGAGAGGAGCGGCGCAGCGCUCACGUGGGGACUCCAGGGGGCGCUCGGCGCCACGCUCACCACCACCAGCACCACCAUCACCACCACCACCACGCUCACCACCACCACCACCCCAUGGCGCUUCCCACGAGAGCGCGACUCUACUCAGGGGCUGGGCGACUCGCGGGGGUUAAU
This is a messenger RNA of Lethenteron reissneri (Far Eastern brook lamprey), 1083 nucleotides long. RefSeq lists its product as uncharacterized. The record is from RefSeq and is a predicted model, not a curated record. Lineage: Eukaryota; Metazoa; Chordata; Hyperoartia; Petromyzontiformes; Petromyzontidae.